CAGCUGCUUUCGGCGUGAGCUUCCAGUCUGCGUGCUGUAGUCGUACUAACACAUCCAAUGGACCCGACGGAGCUCAGCUGCGGCGUUUUAGUCUCACCUGUCACCUUACGAUGGACUGUCGUCAUUGUUUUGCUGCUUUACGCCUUCAAGCCUGCAGCAGGACAGUUUCAGGUGAUUGGGUCAGUUCAACCAAUCGUGGCUGCUCUGGGUGACGACGUCAUCCUGCCAUGUCACGUCGAGCCUCGGGUCAACGUGGCGGGACUGACGGUGGAGUGGUCAAAGUUCGACCUUCAGCACGACCCCACAGACGGGCCGGUCCACGUGGAGUACGUGCACCUGUACAGGCACGCCCGCGAGGACGCGGACAUGAAGAGCUCGUCUUACAUCCAGAGGACGGAGCUGUUCGCAGACGGCCUGAGACACGGCAACGUGUCCCUCAAGAUCGCCAACGUGACGCUCGCAGACAAAGGGAGGUACAGAUGUAACCUCCCAAAGUUAAGGGGCCACAUGCAGUCUUCAGUUAUUCAUCUCGUUGUUGAGCCAAACUCUUCCGAAACCUCGUCCACAGAGACGCCGCCGCAGCGCGUAAGUCUGCGUACUCCUGACCUGACGGAGGACACGUAUGCUGAAGGUGGCCCGGCCAGUCGCAGCAGACUGAUCUCGGCCGUGGUCGUUUGCAUCUUGCUGAUCCUGGGUGUUGGAGUCGGAGCAUAUUGCAGGUGGAGGUGUCAGAAACAGGAGCUCAAAGAGGUGCUUGUCAUCUAGGUGCCUUGCUCAAGGGUGCGUUGAUAGGCGUUGUUCGCAGAGGUGAGAGCGCCACCCACUGGGACACACUGGACCUGCGGAAGGGAGGCUUUCAUGUGGAGGGAAAACGGACAACCAGCAUGAAAUCCUCUCACCUGCAGCUCGUCAUCAGGUGGAGUCAAAGUGCAGCAGUGCCCGUCAGCGAGCAGUUGAGCAGGGCGCCUUUCUAUUACCAACAAGCAGCAAAUAGAUUUAUUACUAGUUGUUCUGUUGUUGUUAUAAGCUGUUGUUUAGUUUCCAUUAAAAGCUGGUCUUUUCUUUGGCUAAACGUUGAUCUUGAAGACCAAACUGCCUCUUGUUCACUUUGCACUUUAAGUCCGAAGGCGGUUCUGCUUUCUGCCGCGUGUCAACAUGUUUUUCAUUAUUCAGAUGUUAAAAGCUACCUCAUGUUAAUGUUCUGCUGCUCGUGCAAGUGCCACAUCUGUGGGACCCCUUUAAAACAUCUGUUUGUUGUUGCGUCCUUUGUUAUGUCUGAAUUUUUGUGUACACAGACUUCUUUAGGUUCUUCUGAAAAUUUUUUUAUUUAUACAUUGAGCUGUAAUAAAGCAAUAAAGCAUAUUUGAAUGAU
Molecule: messenger RNA, 1372 nt
Organism: Chelmon rostratus (copperband butterflyfish)
Lineage: Eukaryota; Metazoa; Chordata; Actinopteri; Chaetodontiformes; Chaetodontidae
Product: myelin-oligodendrocyte glycoprotein-like
Exons: 6
Coding region: 58-765 (235 amino acids)
Source: RefSeq, a predicted model, not a curated record